Molecule: messenger RNA, 2715 nt
Organism: Parnassius mnemosyne (clouded apollo)
Lineage: Eukaryota; Metazoa; Arthropoda; Insecta; Lepidoptera; Papilionidae
Source: the annotation of a GenBank genome assembly
GAAUUACGUAUUUAAAAAAAUUGAAUUAUCUAUUUCCAAGUAAAUUACGCUAGUAGUCCCAAUAACUUAUUUAUGGUAUCCUCAAAAUGGAAUGCAUUUCUCUUUAUGUCAAUACCUCCUAACACAAUUCUUAGAGUCAACUCUAUUAUAAUUCUUAAUGACUGCAUUUCUAUAGCAUUAAUUUUAAUUUCAUGCUUCUUCUGCCACACGCAACUUUCACUACCAUACAUUAAAAAUAGAAUAGAAUAUUUUUUAUGCAAUAUACUAGUCAUUUAAGUUUCACCACUGGUUCGGUAAGCUAGGUACUAAAACAUCAUUAUGAAUUACCAUUGAAGAUUGAAGGGCCACAAUCACAAUGUGUCUUGCAAGUGUGGCAUAUAUUCCCCCUCGAGACAAUAAAUGGAGGAGGCAUCAGACAUGGACUUUGUGCGCUUUUUAAAGUCUGUAAUAAUAAUGAUGAUGAAGGUUUUAAUUAGCUAGUUGUUUUUUUAAAGUUCAAAACAUUUUCGGGAUCGAGAUUUGAAUGGAUCAAAACUAGUUUAUUUGCAGAGAAGUUUAUUUAAAAUUCUCUUGAUCUUAGACGCCAAUUUGAACUAGGGCUUAUCAUAUUGUCAGCCAUCUUUUAUCAACUGUAGAUACUUACUCCUUUGCUGUAUUGACGAUACAAAGUUUUACGUACAGAAAUUUUUAUUUUUAGGUCUGAAACAUAUGUAAAUUAAAUUUGUGACAUGUGGUGACGAUGUAAGGAAUACAUCAUCCCAUUUUCUGUUGUAAGAAUCUUAUGAGGUGACUAUGGGAUAAGGAAAUAUCUUAAUAUGACAUUAAUUUGGCCCAUAUUCAAUUAAAACUUUCUGAAAUAUGUUGGCAAUCAACUCAUCAAACCCAAAAAUUAUUUAUAUUUUUGUACUAAUGUUGAUUUUUUUAUAGGAUAAGGGUGACAAACGAGCACACAGUCCACCUGAUGGUAAGUGAUUACUGUGGCCUAUAGACAUCUACAUCUAUCUUCGAUUACGAAUCAAAAUGCAGAUGCGUUGUCACACGUGAGGACUAAGAUGGAAUGCGUCGUUUCUAGUAAGAAGGGUCUCCGGUUCUCUACACUCAUCAUACGAAGCACAGCAGCGUUAAAUUGCUAUUCUUUUAUUCUAUUACGCUGGUAUUCUGUGAGAGUGCGGUCCUUCCCCGAUCGAGCCGACCCAUUCGUGCUACAACCAUAAUAUAGCUGCAGCAUGGCUCUACCACGUAUCAACUAAUGUUGAUAUCGGUGCAAGACCCAUUUUUUUUUAAUAGGAAUAUAUUUUUCAGAUACAGCCUCAUAAUACACGAAGCGUCACAUAUAAUCUUUAACACGAGGUUGCCUCUCCUCUGCACUACCUGUGACAGAUACAUUGCCGGGACCCGGAAGAAUCUCAAACACCACAUCCAGACUCAUCAUUCGGACUAUGUGAAAAAGAAAACCUUUAGGCAAAAGUGCCUGGAAUGUGGACUCUAUUACAUUAGUUACCUUUCACACGUAGAUAAUUACCACAGAUGCGAACAGAAAGAAGUGUUGAACUAUAAAUAUGAGAAGAUUAUGGAAAUUUGCGAUUUAUGUUACAAGUUCCUCAAAUCCGGAACGAAUCGCUACUAUAUAAGAAUUGGCAGCGUUAGCAAAUUAGGUCAUAGGAAAAAGUGCAAUGUAUGUAUGAGGAAGUUUUUCGAACUGAACAAAGUGAGGAAGACGCAGAUAAAAAUUAAUUACGGUUUAGAGAAAAAGCGGAAUAUAAUAGAUAAUAAGAGGUUGACUAAUAACCAGAGACUAAAAAAUAUACAGAUGCGAUUGAAAAAUAUAAAUAAGUUGAGAAAAUUUUAGAGGUUUUGCUGUUUUAUUACUAUUACUGGUGGUCGCCAAGUGGUCGUAAUUAGACCAAAGUAAUUCAUGAAAUUUUUAAGUUUGUAUAUUUUGUAUAAGCUAAGCUAUUAAGCUAUUAACUGAUCAAACACUUUCAACUGCACAAUAAUAUGUAAAAAAAAGUGUAUUUAAUAUACUUUUCACAUAUACAAAAUAUAGAAUAUCGUCACCUUAAUACGCAUUCCUUGUAACUCCAUAUAUAGGCGGAAACGACAUUUUGAUACCAUUGGAUGUGUAAGGACGAGAGAAAUGAAACGCUUGAGUGUUGACGUAAGACUGCCUGUAAUUACGUUAUUAAUAAGUUUAUAUAUAAGAUUAUACCCAAACGUACGUAUAGGUACUAGGUAGAUACUACACCUUCCUUCCCAAAGAAAAAAGAAAUGAAUAUGUGCAUUUCUUUUUUUUGUUUUAUAAUACUAACAUUUAAAAUUACACAAUAAUUAUAUUCUAAUUUUUAAAAUGUAAACAUGGGUAAAAGCAUAAACAAAUAGUUAUAAAAUAUUUAGAUUAAUAUGAUUACAAUUGGUAUUAUAAUACUUAAUAUUAAGGUAAAGUAAUAAUAAUUAAUAAAACUUAAUACACUAAUUUAUUAUAAUUAUAAUCGAUUAAGUACACAAUGUCUGUAAUGUAUUACUUAUGAACUAUAAUAUUAUUACAAUAUUAUAUAUGUAAUAUUAUAAUAAAUUUACUACAUUUAUUUUAAGGAUAAUACAACUUAGUUCGGUUUUUGUGAACAAUGUAAUUUUUGCCAUUUUUUAGUAUUUCAACAUUCGGUGAGCAAUCUCUAAUUACUAAAUAUGGACCUGAAUAAAUGGCGCUGAGUUUGU